CUUUUGACCUCAUAGUUAAAAACGAAACUGAUAAAGUCUGCUCUCUGGCUGCGACUUUUUUUCGGUUUAGCUUUGACAAAGCGUUAACAUUUCGAAUCAAAAUCAGUUCGCACAAACGAGUGAAACAGAUAAGACGACAAAAUUUCCAAGUUGCGUAAAGGGAAAAUCAGAAGGCAAUGAAAUUCUGGCUAAAUUUAUUUGCCUUUGCGGCUGUGGGUCACUUGACCCUGGCUUUGGGUCCCAACAUGAUUUGUUACUACGAUGCCUCCAGUGAGGAUAGAGUUGGACAAGCUAAAUUCACGAUUCAGGACAUAGAAUCUGUCAUACAGUUUUGUACUCAUUUGGUUUACGGCUAUGUUGGCAUUGACCCCGAAACAUUCGAAAUAAUAAGUCUCAAUGUACAGAGGGAUGUUAAAAAACGGCACUUUGCCGCUGUAACCGAGUUAAAGGACCGUUAUCCUAGUACAAAGUUCCUCUUGAGUGUAGGUGGAGACAAAGAUUUGAAUAAACCUGAGAAAUAUAUAAACCUACUGGAGUCGGGAAAGGCAAAUCAAACGAAAUUCAUUGAAUCUGCUCGAGAUGUCUUAAGGGCGUACAAUUUUGAUGGCUUAGAUUUGGCCUUUCAAUUGCCACGCAAUAAGCCAUUGAAGGUGCACUCUGAAAUUGGACAGGUGUGGAAGUCUUUUAAGAAAUUCUUCAGUGGUGAUCAAAUUGUCGAUGAGAAGUCCGAUGAGCACAAGGAGCAAUUCACCGAAUUGGUUAAGGAUAUAAGAAUGGCUUUCAGGACCUAUGAUUUAAUGUUGACACUGACGGUGCUGCCAAAUGUUAACUCAUCGUGGUACUUCAAUGCUCCUGCCAUUAUUAAUAAUUUGGACUAUGUUAAUUUGGCUGCUUUUGACUUCACCACGCCUGAGCGUAAUCCCCAUGAAGCGGAUUAUACAGCUCCCCUAUUUCAUUUACCCCAGGAAGGCAAUCGUAUGACUCAUUAUAGUGUGGACUAUCAAGUCGAUCAUUGGAUCUCCCAACGAGUACCCCACAGUAAAAUCAAUGUGGGUAUAACCACCUAUGGCAGAGCUUGGAAAAUGACAACAGAGUCUAAAGCUGAUGGUCUGCCCAUUGUGCAGCACACCGAUGGCCCCGCUCCAGCGGGAGAGGAAACUAAGACCGAAGGCUUGUUAAAAUAUUCUGAAAUAUGCCAAUUGACUAGCCCUUGGAAAGUGGACCGCAAAGGCGACGAGUCCCCUAUAAAGCGUAUUGUGGAUCGAACACACAAAUAUGGCGUGUACGCCUAUCGCUCGGCCGACAGCAAAGGCGAGAAUGGCAUGUGGGUUAGCUUUGAGGAUACCGACACAGUUGCUACCAAAGCAACCUACGUCAGGAAUCGUGGCUUGGGCGGUGUGGCUUUGUUUGACUUGAGCAUGGAUGAUUUUCGUGGCAAUUGUGCUAAUGAAAAGUUUCCUUUACUGAAAGCUAUUAAAUACAAAUUUUGUGAAAGAUGUAUUUAGAUUGAAGAACUUAGUUUCAAUGUAGCUGUACUUAGAAGUCGCAAAGAAUACUUAGAAGUCUGCAAAAAAGAA
Messenger RNA from Stomoxys calcitrans (stable fly), 1577 nucleotides. RefSeq names its product chitinase-like protein Idgf3. The record is from RefSeq and is a predicted model, not a curated record. Gene Ontology annotation, biological process: chitin catabolic process; carbohydrate metabolic process. NCBI's taxonomy places the organism in Eukaryota, Metazoa, Arthropoda, Insecta, Diptera, Muscidae. Bases 177 to 1505 code for a protein of 442 amino acids. Gene Ontology annotation, cellular component: extracellular region. Gene Ontology annotation, molecular function: chitin binding. The transcript is spliced from 3 exons.